Molecule: messenger RNA, 3363 nt
Organism: Podarcis muralis (Common wall lizard)
Lineage: Eukaryota; Metazoa; Chordata; Lepidosauria; Squamata; Lacertidae
Source: RefSeq, a predicted model, not a curated record
AUGGCAAGAUCCAACUUGAGGGGCUGUUUGGUCAUCAGGAUCCUAGUCGCAAUAGUGCUGCUGUUUGUAAUGUUUCCCUACACUGUCUGCAAGAAUCAGCCCAUCAGUUGCAUCCUAGAUGAUGAUCCUCUGCCUAUACCUCACAAAUUUUAUCAGCCGGGUGACUUUGUCAUUGGAGAGAUGGUUUCUCAGGUCUUCCUCUUUCAUGACAGUCCCUCAUUCACAGACGUGCCCACACAGAUGUCAAUUGGCGAACCUGCGUCCGUUCCUAAGAACUACCAGCACAUCCUGGCUUUGCUGCUUGCUGUCAAAGAGAUCAAUGAGAACCCCCAAAUCCUACCCAACAUCUCUUUGGGCUUCCACAUCCUCAAUGGCUACUAUGUGGCAAGGAUGACAUACAAAGCCAGCCUGAGCCUCCUUUCCACACAACACAGGUUUGUUCCCAACUACAAGUGUGAUACUCAGAGUAAACUGAUAGCUGUCAUUGGCGGACUUGCUACUGAAACCUCUGCCAACAUGGCUAGCAUUUUUGCCACUUACAAGAUCCCACAGAUGGUCCCAAAGGAAGCCCACCAGUACAUUGGGGUAGUCAGGCUCCUUCACCAUUUCAGAUGGACAUGGAUUGGGCUCUUUGCUGUGGAUGAUGACAAUGGGGACAGGUUUUUGCAGACAGUGCUUCCAUUGCUUGAUCAGAAUGGCAUCUGCUAUGCCUUCAUACUAAGAACAGCAAAGAGGACAUUUAUGGAAGAGCUGAUAAACAUGAUGCCUCCAACUGAGUGCAAGGAAGACUCUGAGAGAUGCACCAUGACCAAUCCUUUCCAGCUUCCAUUCCAGUAUUAUCAGAGAGGGGACCUGAUCAUUGGAGGAGUUCUUUAUGCUUUUGGCUAUGUAUCUGAAGAAAUAGAUUUCCAUGCCCACCCAAACACAAAGUUUACAGAUGAACUUUUUUCAACACUGAAGAACUACCAGAAUACCCUCUCCCUGGUGUUUGCUGUGAAAGAAAUCAAUGAGAACCCCAACAUCGUACCGAAUAUGAGCUUUGGGUUCCACCUCUAUGAUAGCUUUGGAAAUGCAAGGAUGACUUAUCAGAACACCCUGAAACUUCUGUCCAUCACAGAAAGGAUUGUCCCCAACUUCAAAUGUGACAAGAAAAGAAAUAUGAUAGCUGUUAUUGGAGCACUUGACUCUAACAUCUCCCUUCAUAUGACUAUGAUCUUAAACCUCUACAAGAUUCCACAGAUUGCUUAUUGUGUAUUGGCUCCAGUGAGGAGGACCGAGUUGCAGCUCCAUACCUUCUUCCGGACGGUGCCCAAUGAGAAAUAUCAAUAUGCAGGGAUUGUCAAGCUACUUCUUCAUUUCCAAUGGACAUGGGUCGGACUUGUUGCUUCAGAUGAUGAAAACGGAGAGAUGUUUAUGGAAAUCUUGGAGCCAAUGCUUUCCCAGCAUGGAGUCUGCACAGCCUUCAAGGAAAAACUACCAGCCUUAUCUCAAGGGACAGAUCAUUUCAGUUCAUUGGAACUCAUUCGGGCUAAGUCCUCCAUCUUGAUGGACCCAGAAGUCAAUAUAUUAGUUCUGUGUUCAGAAACUCAGACCAUCACAGCUGUGAAGUGGCUGAAAUAUUUCUUUUCAUUAUAUGAAGCUAUUGCAGAGAAUUCUGCAGGAACCUUGUGGAUUUUGACAGCCCAAUGGGCCUUCUCAUCAGAAACAAUGCAACGGUAUAAUGAUAUUCAACUCUUUGAUGGUGCCCUGUCUUUUGCAAUCCACACAGAAAAAGUCCAGGGAUUUAAAGAAUUCCUUCAGAUCCUAAACCCCAACUCUCCAAAUGGAGAUGGGUUCCUCCAGACUUUUUGGGAAAAGACAUUCAACUGCUUAUUUUCUGUUUCCAAUGACCCCAAUGAAAGCACAGACACAUGCACUGGCAAAGAGAGUCUGGAGAGCCUUCCUGGGCAUAUUUUUGAAAUGACCAUGACUGGUCAAAGUUACAGUACCUAUAAUGCGGUUUAUGCCAUUGCAUAUACUUUGCAUAAGAUUCUCUCAUCCAGACCAAAACACAGAAUUAUGGAAGACAGAGGUGGACUUGAUCCUCCCAAACUGCAACCUUGGCAGCUUCCCUCUUUCCUGAGGAGCAUCUCCUUCAACAACAGUGCUGGGGACUUUGUGUCUUUUGAUGAGAAUGGGGAAUUGGCAGCUGGAUUUGAUGUUCUGAACUGGGUUACUUUCCCCAACCAAACCUUCUUGCGAGUGAAAGUAGGAAAGGUAGAACCACAGGAAUCACACUAUGUGGACUUCAGCAUGGAUGAAGAAGCCAUCACAUGGCACAAAGCAUUCAAUCAGGUGCUGCCCCUUGGUUUGUGCAAUGAUCGGUGCCAGCCAGGCUACAGCCGGAAAAAGAAGGAGGGGCGGCCAUUUUGUUGCUAUGACUGUGCUUCAUGUCCAGAUGGGAUGAUUUCAAAUCAAACGGAUUCGGAUUAUUGUUUCAAAUGCCAAGAAGAUCAAUUUCCAAACCACAACAGAGAUCAAUGCAUUCCUAAGAGCCACAAUUUUCUUUCCUACGCAGAGCCUUUGGGAUUCACAUUAGCUGCCUUGGCUCUGCUCUUUGCUCUGGUCACAGCCUUGGUCCUUGGCGUCUUCUCUAAGAACGGGGACACUCCCAUUGUCAAAGCCAACAACCGGGACCUCACCUACACUCUGCUCCUUGCCCUCUUGCUCUGCUUCCUCUGCUCCUUGCUCUUCAUUGGCCAGCCUCACCCAGUCAGCUGCUCUUUACGACAAACGGCCUUUGGCAUCAUCUUCUCCAUUGCGGUGUCUUGUGUCUUGGCCAAAACCAUCACGGUGGUUCUGGCCUUCAUGGCCACCAAACCAGGAUCCAGGGUGAGGAAAUGGGUGGGGAAAUCUCUGGCCAACUCUGUUCUUCUGGUUUGCUGCUCACUUCAAGCCAGUAUUUGUGCUGUUUGGCUCUGUACUGCUCCUCCCUUCCCAGAUGUGGACAUGAACUCACUGGUGGAGGAAAUCAUCCUGGAAUGCAACGAAGGCUCUGCCCCCAUGUUUUAUUGUGUCCUGGGGUACCUGGGAUUCCUGGCCAUGGUCAGCUUCACAGUGGCUUUCCUGGCCAGGAAGUUGCCAGACAGUUUCAACGAAGCCAAGUUCAUCACUUUCAGCAUGUUGGUGUUCUGCAGUGUUUGGCUGUCCUUUGUUCCCUCUUAUCUGAGCACCAAAGGGAAGCAGAUGGUGGCUGUGGAGAUCUUCUGCAUCUUGGCCUCCAGUGCAGGCUUGCUCGCUUGCAUCUUCUCCCCCAAAUUGUACAUAAUCCUUCUGAGGCCCGACUUGAACAGCAAAGACCACUUGAUUCUGAGGAGCAAAUAA